Messenger RNA from Drosophila navojoa, 1332 nucleotides. It is a transcript of the gene Scsalpha1, whose product is annotated as Succinyl-coenzyme A synthetase alpha subunit 1. Gene Ontology annotation, cellular component: mitochondrion; succinate-CoA ligase complex (ADP-forming). Lineage: Eukaryota; Metazoa; Arthropoda; Insecta; Diptera; Drosophilidae. The record is from RefSeq and is a predicted model, not a curated record. Gene Ontology annotation, biological process: tricarboxylic acid cycle. Gene Ontology annotation, molecular function: succinate-CoA ligase (ADP-forming) activity; succinate-CoA ligase (GDP-forming) activity.
CCGUGUGCCGUCGCCGUCGUUUGCACUAAUUAAACGCGUUUUAAACAAUAAGCUGCACAGCUUCAUUUCGCACAAGCGACAGCAACAACAAAAGCACACAUACCAAAUAAUGGCUGCUUCAAUGAGAGCGCUGCUGAAAGUACGAGAUGGCUUCACCGCCAGCGUACGUUGUGGUUCGCAGUACAACAAGACGCGCGGAAAUCUGAAAUUGACUGGAGACUCCCGUGUUAUCUGUCAGGGCUUCACUGGCAAACAGGGAACGUUUCACAGCCAGCAGGCGCUGGAGUAUGGCACCAAGCUCGUUGGUGGCAUUUCACCCAAAAAGGGCGGCACUACGCAUUUGGGCCUGCCCGUCUUUGCCUCCGUUGCGGAAGCCAAAAAGGCAACGGAUCCCCAUGCCACGGUCAUCUAUGUGCCACCACCCGGCGCUGCCGCUGCCAUCAUGGAAGCCCUGGACGCUGAAAUUCCAUUGAUUGUGUGCAUCACGGAGGGUGUGCCACAGCACGACAUGGUCAAGGUGAAGCAUGCCCUGGUCAGCCAGGACAAGUCGCGCCUCGUCGGACCCAAUUGCCCCGGCAUCAUCGCGCCCGAACAGUGCAAGAUUGGAAUUAUGCCCGGCCAUAUUCACAAGCGUGGCAAGAUUGGCGUCGUCUCCCGAUCGGGCACCCUCACCUAUGAGGCUGUGCACCAGACCACGGAGGUGGGUCUGGGCCAGACGCUGUGCGUCGGCAUUGGCGGUGAUCCGUUCAAUGGCACCGACUUCAUCGAUUGCCUCGAUGUGUUCCUCAAGGAUCCCGAAACGAAGGGCAUCAUCUUGAUUGGAGAGAUCGGCGGUGUGGCUGAGGAGAAGGCUGCUGAUUACUUGACGGAGUUCAAUACGGGCAUCAAGGCCAAGCCGGUGGUCUCGUUCAUUGCUGGUGUUUCGGCUCCACCUGGACGUCGCAUGGGUCAUGCCGGUGCCAUCAUCUCGGGUGGCAAGGGCGGUGCCAACGAUAAGAUUGCCGCUCUUGAAAAGGCUGGCGUUAUUGUUACCAGAAGUCCUGCCAAGAUGGGUUACGAGCUGUUCAAGGAGAUGAAGCGUCUGGAGCUAGUUUAGAUAAAUACAGAAGGAAAUCUAUCAACAACAAAUUGAACAAAACCACAUGUGACAAAGCCGAGGUACCACACGUACGAUUCAGAUGAGUAAAAUAUGCAAAGCAGUAAAGAUUAUUAACUAAUUAAGCAAAAAGUGAGGAAAUUAACACACAAAAAACUGAAUUAUUCGAAAUCCUAAAUAAAUUAUUGUAUGUGAAGAGAAUACGAAUUAUGAUACGUAUAAAAAGCGAUCUAGAA